Phialemonium atrogriseum is the source of this 1903-nucleotide messenger RNA. RefSeq lists its product as uncharacterized. The coding region runs from base 198 to 1661 and encodes 487 amino acids. NCBI's taxonomy places the organism in Eukaryota, Fungi, Ascomycota, Sordariomycetes, Cephalothecales, Cephalothecaceae. The record is from RefSeq and is a predicted model, not a curated record. The transcript is spliced from 2 exons.
CCUGCUUUGCAUCACUAGCUUGGUUCUUUUUAUAUCCAAUGAUCGUCUCAGCCUAGACCGCUGCCGCCCUCCAACAGAGCACUCCUCCGUCUGACGAACCAUCCUCCGGUGCUUCCAGCCUCUCUCAUCGCGUCUAAUAUGUGCGCCGAAACUGCAGCGCGCAUUAGCCCCUCGACCCUUGGCGAUAGGUCGCUGCCAUGUCAGAGUCCUCAAGUCCUCCCAGGAGGCCAAGGCUAUCUCUACAGAUCAAAGCCAUCUCCAAAGGGGCAGGCGCCCGAAAGUCGAGGACCCUCGCCGCUUCGGUUGAUCCGUCAUCUCCUACCUCGUUCAAUACCCUCUCCAAUGUAUACGUCACCGCUAUUGACCGCUCCACGCCGGUCCAGCAGCAAGAACCGGUGACAGCCAUCAGAACUAAGGUGGUCCUCCAGACCCCUCAAAAUGAUGGCAAGGAGCGCCGGCACCAGUCUCCCUACCUUGGACCCUAUCUAGAUACGCCCUUGACAGCCCAGCCCCUCUCCCCCGCUGUCUCGAGGGACGUGAACUUCCCAAGCACCAUGACGGCGACACCUCCGCUGUCGGCCGGGCCUGCCGACCCAAACAUGGCACGCAUCUUUUCCUUCUCGCCCAGGGAUACCGCCGGACCUUGGGCUGGCAUCCACGUCCCGCCAUCGCCAGGGACGCCGCAACGGCGAACCACCUUGCCGGCUUCAUUAGCCAAACCUCCCUAUACCCACCCACGUUGCCUCCACAGCAUCCUCCGGAACUCGCCACUUCCGCCGCUGAGCACCAAGUCACCCCUCUCCCCAAGCAGGCGGUCACUGCGUCUCCAGGAAAAGGCGGCGAAGAGAGUGGCAUACAACAGCCCCUUGGAGCAGACCAUCACGACGAACAAGUAUGUCAAGUCGCACGUCGACCUACUGUCCGAUGAUGCCUCUCCCUUCUCCCCUAGCAACGCGGAGGAGGACCCGGAGACGGUGCUUGACCACACCAUGGCAUACACAGGCAACGAGACACGGGAUGGCGGUCAGACACCAGGACCGUUUGAGGAGAUGCGCCGCCGGAUGGCUGGGCUGGGAACGUCGUCGCUGCUCUCCCCUGUGGCCGCAGGGGUUAAAAAGCGGAAGAAGGAGAAGAAGCGGCGCUGGGUUUGGACCAUUGGCCAGGACGAGGAGGAAGAUGACGUCGCAAUUCCCAAAGUGGCCGAGAAGCCUGCCGAGUCUCCUGCGCCAGAGCCCGUGGUACCUGUCAUUGCCGUGCCGGCGCCUCGGCCACGGCGGCAAAAGACAGCUAGGGUGAUCUCACUCAGCGCGCCGGCCGCGGUUGCUCCACCGGCCCCCAUCGAGCAUAUCCCUACCCUGGCUGCGGAGUCUUCCUGGCCCGCAGAGCCUCCCACGCCGAGCGUCGAGUCUGCCAUGAGUCAAGACUCGGUGUUCGACAUGUCGGCCGACGUUGAGAUGUCGGACGUCAGCAGCAUGCUGUCCGAGGUUGACGGCAAGGCCAUGCUAGACCCAGACAUGAUGGAACUGGACGUGGACACGCCGGUCGCUACCAGUGGGGCGUUGGUGAUGGGAUCCAAGUGGCUGGACUCCGUGGAUCUCGGUCUUCUAAGACAGGGGACAAAUAGGGACACGCCCAUCCCUCCCGAUUUGGUUGCGGCUUGAUCAUCUGGGCAUGAGAUGCGGGUUGGCCCGGAGGUGCAGAAGGCGUACUGUGUGAAUACGGUGUCUUGGGCAGGUGUUUGACUUGUUGCAUCGCAUGCGGGCUGGAGUCGGGCACAUUGAAUUAUGGGACAUGUACACUACCUCUGCACUGCUUUGCAAGGCUGGACGAUAUACGAUUGACGAUAAAUGUGACGAAUCAACCAACCCCCCAUCCUAUCUAGCCUAGAAUGCGGUGGAUCUCA